AUGCGAAGGUACAGUCCACCAUACUACAGUCCUCCAAGGAGAGGUUAUGGAGGUCGACCAAGAAGCCCUCCAAGAAGAGGAUAUGGUGGUGAUCGUGGGAGACAUAAGGAGCAGAAUAAUGGCAGCCUUUUGGUUCGAAACAUCCCGAUAAGUUGCAGGCCAGAGGACCUUCGAACUCCAUUUGAAAGAUUUGGACUAGUUAGGGAUGUAUAUCUUCCAAAGGACUAUUACUCAGGGGAACCUCGUGGGUUUGCAUUUGUGCAGUUUGUGGAUCCUUAUGAAGCAGCUCAGGCUCAAUAUCAUAUGAAUGGGCAGAUGUUUUCUGGGAGGGAGAUAUCUGUGGUGGUUGCUGCAGAGACAAGGAAAAGGCCAGAGGAGAUGCGCCGUAGAACUCGACCCAGCCGAGGAGCCUCAGGCUCUGGAGGGCGACGAUAUGGACGUUCUCGUUCUCGUUCCCGUUCACGGUCCCCCCGCUAUCCUUCAGGUUCUCGAAGUCGUCAUCGAUCAAGGUCCUACUCUCCUGCACCAAGACGGGGAAGUGCAUACUCCAUUUCCCCUGAAAGAAGGCACUCAGAUCGCCCUAGAUCAACAAGAAAUCAUCCAGAAGAACGAGAAGUGGAUAAUGUUCGCAGGUCAUACUCUCCAGGUUAUGACAAUGCUGCUGAUCAAAUUGGCAAUGGGUAUGGCAAGUAGAAACAUUUACUCCUAGUUAUAUAGCAUUUUUUUAUACUCCUAUUCGUGUGGAUUUAAUUGUGAUUGCAUGAAAGAUGGAUACAUGUUUGAUGGGAUUUCUGAAGUCCUAACAUGAACCAUAUCUUGAUAGUGGUAGAAGACAAAGCCCCUGGUUCUGAAUGUUGGUAGAAUAUUUUUCUUUGAUAGGAAGUGGAACACAUAUAUCGUUAACAUAGAAGAGAAAAUUAGAAGAAAUCAAAAAGGUUGGAUAAUAAAUCCAACCUAAGAAAUAAAAAGGGUUAGAUACAAUUUACUCCCUUCAACUAUGUCCCUUGUUAUACUCAGCUUCCUACGGUGUCAAAUGUUGCUAUUUGUUGCCUCCAAGUUUCAAGUGGACUAAAUUGACUAAUAGUAAUGACCAUGAAAACACCCUCUAUCUUGUAUAUUAUUUCUUGGAUAUUUUUUUUAAUGAGAUACCAAUUCUAUCCCUAAAACCAAUUAGGAAACUCGUGUCAAUUUUAUACCUAAAAAAAAAUUAGGAAACAAAAAAAUCAAGACCAUAGUUGUCAAAUCGGGUAUCGGAAGGUGUAUCGUUUUUUAAAAAUAAUGUAUCGUAUCGUGUAUUGUGU
Messenger RNA from Ilex paraguariensis (yerba mate), 1301 nucleotides. NCBI's taxonomy places the organism in Eukaryota, Viridiplantae, Streptophyta, Magnoliopsida, Aquifoliales, Aquifoliaceae. The record is from the annotation of a GenBank genome assembly.